GGAGUUAAAGGGGAGGGAGAUGAAAUGCAGGAAAAACUGCUGAUCUGCCUGUUCCUGGCUAAUUUGAACCAGACCCCAGGGAAUGGGAGGACAUGCCCACCUGGAAUUCAGAUUUUCAGUUGAAUGCAGCUAAAGUUAAAGAUUUGGUAACAGAUAGUGCAGCUCCGAUAUCCUGCAAUGAAAUGCUAAAGCACACACUGUCUCUGCUUCUCUUCUGUCAAUUCCAGCAUGCUUUCUUUUGGCAUCUCUCAUGGAUCUUGCAAACUGUGUUGACAAAAAGCAAUGGGAGAUUGUUUUUUGCCCUAAGUCUUUAUAUUCAGACUAUAGCUGCUUCCUCUUUCCUACUCACAUUUUCCCAUAUGGUGACUUUGGAAAAUUCCUCUCCGAUUUUGUUGGGAAGUGCAGGAAACUCUCGUUGGUAGAGGGUUGCCUGUUACUCUCUCUCUAAUUCUGCUGCUCACAUCUGGAAAGGAUCUGGCUUGGAAAGGGGAGACUCACUCUGAGCUCAGCGCAUGUAACUGACAUGGCAUGAGCCGAGGGAGCCUGUGGGGGCAAGAGAAAUGUUCUUCUCCAUUCAUCUGAUUUCUGACAGCAAAGGGGCGAUGCCGGCCGGCGGCCGGGCGCUGCUGGCGCUGGGGCUCCUGACGCUGGGCUGCGCCGCCGCCGCCCGCCCGCCGUCCGCCGCCGACAACGACUUCCCCGAGGGCGGCCCCGAGCGGCGGCGGCCGCCCGUCCCGGCCCCCGCCUGCCCCCGCGACUGCGGCUGCAGCCAGGAGGGCGUCGUGGACUGCGGCGGCAUCGACCUGAAGGAGUUCCCGCUCCUGCUGCCGGAGCUGACCAACCACCUCUCCCUGCAGAAUAACCAGAUAGAAGAAAUCUUCCCAGAAGAGCUCGCUCGUCUUUACAGACUGGAAACUCUCAAUUUGCAAAACAACAGGCUAACUUCAAAAGGGUUGCCAGAGGAAGCAUUUGAGCAUCUGGAGAACCUGAAUUACCUGUACCUGGCAAACAAUAAGCUAACAGUGGCUCCGAAGUUCCUACCAAAUACCUUGAUCAGUGCAGAUUUUGCAGCCAAUUAUCUCACUAAGAUAUAUGGGCUCACAUUUGGACAGAAGCCAAACUUGAGAUCUGUGUAUCUUCAUAACAACAAACUUUCAGAUGCUGGGUUACCUGAUAAUAUGUUCAAUGGCUCUGAUAACGUGGAGAUACUCAUCAUGUCCAGCAAUUUCUUGAAGUAUGUUCCAAAGAAUCUUCCUCCAGCACUAUAUAAAUUACACUUAAAGAACAACAAGCUAGAGAAGAUUCCCAAAGGAGCCUUCAGUGAACUUACAGGUCUGCGGGAGCUGUAUUUACAGAAUAACUACUUGACUAAUGAAGGAAUGGAUAACGAAACUUUCUGGAAAUUGUCUAGUCUUGAAUAUCUGGAUUUGUCCAGCAAUAACCUCUCACAAAUCCCAAGUGGUUUACCUCGAAACAUCGUCCUCCUCCACCUGGAGAAGAAUGCAAUUAAGGUGAUUGGCAGAGAUGUCUUAACCCAAAUUAAGAACCUGGAGUACCUACUGCUCCACAAUAACAAACUAAAAGCCCGAGGUAUUCACCCAUUAGCCUUCCAUGGCUUAAAGAAGCUGCACACUGUCCACCUGUACAACAACAUGCUGGAAAGGAUUCCCAGUGGGCUGCCCCGGCGAGUGAAAACACUUAUGAUCCUUCAUAACCAGAUCUCUGAGAUUAACAGGAAUGACUUUGCUACCACUUACUUCCUUGAAGAGCUGAACCUGAGCUACAAUAAGCUCAAAAGUCCCCAGAUCCAUCGGGAGGCCUUCCGUAAACUGAGGCAACUAAAGUCCUUGGAUCUUUCUGGAAACAAUCUCCACACGGUGCCCUUUGGCUUUCCAAAGAACUUGCAGAUUCUGAAGCUGAAGGAGAACGAGAUAAGCAGCAUCCCAAAAGGGACUUUGUCUGGGAUGACAAAGCUGCGGGAACUGUAUUUGAGCAACAAUAAACUGAAAGUAAAUUCCAUUUAUUCAAGAGCGUGGAGAGAACUCAGCAGUCUCCAGUCACUGGACAUGGCUGGCAACCAGCUGACUUCUAUCCCACUAGGCCUGCCGGAAUCUCUAGAAUAUCUAUAUCUUCAGAACAACAAGAUCACAACGAUUUCAGAGAAUGCUUUCGAAUCCACACCCAAAAUAAAGGGGAUUUACCUCAGGUUUAAUAAGAUUGCAGUUGGAGCACUGAAGGAAAGUAUCUUCCAAAACCUAAAGCACUUACAGGUACUGGAUAUUGAAGGGAACCUGGAAUUCAGCAACAGUUCAAAGAAUAAGGAUGACUCAGAAGAGGAAAUGGAAGAUGAGGAAGAGGAAGAAGAACUGAGAUAAAAUGUGAACUUACACAAGCACAUCAUGUGGGAGGAAAGCAUAUGGAAAAUUACAUAUAUGUCUAUGUGUAUAUAUCUAUAUAGAUAUACAGAGAACACUUAGCAAAACGUGCAAUGAAUUACGCAGAAACGGUCAUGGCACUGGGCCAGGCUCAUGGAAGACAGUGUGUUACAGUGCCUUAUUCAGGGAGAGACCCUGAAUGCCUUUCCAAAGCUUCCAAAUCAUCUUAUACAAGACCCAGGAUCAUAAGGGAUUGCUCUGGAACUCACAAAAGCUGGCUUUUGUUUCUUCUGUUUCUAUUCCUUCACUCUUUCCAUCUGUAAUAACAAUAUGGGACUGUUUUGAACACAUGCCUUCAAAUGCUGUUUUUGUCACUGCAUUUUAAGUGAACCAUGUAUAUGCUUUUCCUCCACCCCAAAGAAGCUGUUGUUUAUCAGGUGAGAUAGAUAUUUGCAGUACUUUCAUGCGUGGAGCAGUAUAUGAGGCGUUUUGGCUAUCAAGCAGCAGUAAUAAUUCUGGAUGCAACUAUUCCUCUGUUAUAACAAUGUGUAUAUUUGGAUGAGAAAAACAAAGUAAGGCUGGAUCCCAUAAUAUUUUAUCUUUACUGCCAAAGCCUGCAGUAUAUGCCUGUUUUAGAAAGGUUUUAAGAUAAAACUAUUGCUCUUGUGAAUAUAUAUAAAAAUCUGUAUGUCUGCCUUCCAGAGCUUUGGGAAAGUUUCUGUCUUGCUGUUGUUUGCCCAUGUGGCAGUUUUGUGAAUGUCUCCGAAGGUAUGUCCAGAAGAUUGCGUAACAGUAUGCAGUUUAAUAUAUGUGGUAGAAUUUUUCAUAUAUUGUAUAUCAUUCACAUUAAGAGUCAGAAUUGAGACUAAUGAAGCAAAAGAGAUAAGUGAGUGCAGCGUGUCUUAGGAGAAAACUGUUAAGCAUCAAGAGAAAUUUCUUUGUUUAGUUCAAGUGUGGAGACAGUGCCUGCUGUCAUACUUUCUUAAGGCCUCACCUGGUUUAUGGUGUUGAGCAUUUUCAGCUCCUGUUGGAAUCGUGGAAAAUAUGGAAACGAAGAAAAAGACGACCUGCAGAGAGUUGCUUACUUGAUUAUAAUGUCCUUCAUCUGAGGUAGCUAAUCUGCUUGAGGAAAUGGUCUUUUCUUUUGAGGAUUUCUGAUUGAACACAUGUUGUUUUGCAUGCUGCAUUCCAGGAUUUACUUGGAAACACAGUUGGCUUAAUUUUUCACCAGCUGUUUUUCGUGCUGGAGAAGAUCUAGUUCCACACUCUCCCUUUGGGUUCCCAUAGCACAUGACAGUACUUUCAAGCUGAUAUUUCCUACCUUAGACAAUUCAACACCAUCAUGAAUCGUAGAAGGCAAGAUUGCUUCCUGAAAAAAGUCAAAUCUUGGCCCCCAAAAAAUUGCAAAACCCCACGUUUUUGAAUAUCAGCUACACAGCUGAGCAAUAAAAUAGCCUUCCAGCUGACCUUUGGGAUAGAUUUCUAUGUAAAAUGUUUUCAGAACAUAGCUCAAAUCAAUUAGCCAUCUCCAGCAAACUCCAGUGGAAGUUUUGCUAGUUUAUUAGCAAAACCAAUUUAUUAUACUCUCAAACACUAAAAAUAUGCAGAUUUGUGUAGUUUCGUGGAGAACUGUUGAAUUAUCUUUAAACUUCAAUCCCUUACGCUAUGAUUCUGUGUGAAGUUGGGGGCCCCAGACUCCCUUUGAAUCCCUUGAGAGUCUGAGAAUGCAGAGGUGAAGGUACAUUUUAGCACCUUGUAGGAUCAGGCCCAAAAUUUCAGGAUGAUACAUGCACUGUUAAACUUCUUGAAUGAAGUGUCAGCCUUUGCCAAAGGAGACCCACCUACAGUCAAAGCGGAAUAUCCCGUAGACCAGUAGAGUUAGGAAACCCUUUUCCAAGUUUAUUUCAAAAUAAUUGUACACUAAAUCUGUCCUUUAAAAGGGACAAUGUUUCCCAGCAGGAAAAAAAAAAACAAAAAAAAGACACCCCUUCCCCCCAGUAAAAGCCUCAACUGCCUCCUCCCCCGAGAGAAAUGUCUUUUGAUUGUCAUGUAAGAGAUUGAUGAGGCAGAAUCACAGGCUUGGUUCCUCGCUUAUCUGGUAUCAUCAACACCUGUGACAUUGGACAUAAAACUGUCAAACCAAAA
This is a messenger RNA of Chroicocephalus ridibundus (black-headed gull), 4520 nucleotides long. It is a transcript of the gene PODN, whose product is annotated as podocan. Lineage: Eukaryota; Metazoa; Chordata; Aves; Charadriiformes; Laridae. The record is from RefSeq and is a predicted model, not a curated record. The transcript is spliced from 11 exons. Bases 561 to 2375 code for a protein of 604 amino acids. Gene Ontology annotation, molecular function: protein binding.